Bufo gargarizans (Asiatic toad) is the source of this 879-nucleotide messenger RNA. Its product is annotated as cysteine-rich hydrophobic domain-containing protein 2-like. NCBI's taxonomy places the organism in Eukaryota, Metazoa, Chordata, Amphibia, Anura, Bufonidae. The record is from RefSeq and is a predicted model, not a curated record. The coding region runs from base 9 to 563 and encodes 184 amino acids. The transcript has 6 exons.
GUGACGUCAUGAGCGUCUUGCUACCCAACAUGGCGGACUUUGAUACCAUAUACGAGUUAGAUGAGGAAGAGGAGGAGGAUGGCGACGACCGGGAAACGGGCUCCGGCCGAGUGGUGGACGAAGAGCACUUGCUUAGAUACGCACCGGAUCCGGUGGCGGUGAGGGGAGCCGGACACAUUACCGUAUUUGGAUUAAGCAACAAGUUUGAUGCAGAGUUCCCUUCUGUCUUAACCGGCAAGGUUGCCCCUGAAGAGUUUAAAAUCAGUAUCGGACGUGUGAAUACAUGCUUGAGGAAGAAUCUCCCUCUCAAUGUGAAGUGGCUGCUAUGUGGCUGUAUUUGCUGCUGUUGUACACUAGGCUUAAGUUUGUGGCCGGUUAUAUGCCUGAACAAAAGGACAAGAAGAUCCAUUCACAAGCUAUUGGACUGGGAGAAUAACAGAUUAUAUCACAAGCUUGGCUUGCACUGGAAACUGAGCAGAAGGAAAUGUGAAUCAAACAACAUGAUGGAAUAUGUCAUACUAAUAGAAUUCUUACCAAAGUAUCCUAUCUUUCGACCGGACUGAAGACAGACUGCCCCCCCAGUUCAUUUCAUGUUUUUGUUACCUGUCAUUCCUACCCUUAGUGCCUUUUUAGAUGGUUUUGGGAAGGAAAGGUCUACUGUACACGUGGUGUGUUUAGAAAAACACAGCAGGAGGUCUUUUGUAUCGCUGUAUGGUAACCUAACAGAGUGGUAUUUUUUAUUCUGUGUAGAAAAGAACAAAAUUUGCACACUUAUUUUUUUAUGUUUAAGGGAAGCUUUCUGUUUUGCACUUCAUUUUACCCCGUGUGGUGAAAACGUGUCAAGCGGCGUGCGUCACUGCAGCCACGGGGGUGGCAUAU